This is a messenger RNA of Anguilla anguilla (European eel), 959 nucleotides long. RefSeq names its product insulin-like growth factor-binding protein 7. The transcript is spliced from 5 exons. Gene Ontology annotation, molecular function: insulin-like growth factor binding. Lineage: Eukaryota; Metazoa; Chordata; Actinopteri; Anguilliformes; Anguillidae. Gene Ontology annotation, biological process: regulation of signal transduction; regulation of cell growth. The coding region runs from base 86 to 877 and encodes 263 amino acids. The record is from RefSeq and is a predicted model, not a curated record. Gene Ontology annotation, cellular component: extracellular region.
AGUUUGCAGAGGGCAGGGAGAGCCGUUUCAAUCCGUUUAUUCGCGGCAGCUGUCAGGGUAACAGUGCCCACGGUACCUCCACAAGAUGCUUACGCUCGUUGUUUUAGUGGCUUCGCUGUCGCUUACCACGGUGGCAGGCGGGCGUGCCGCGCGGAGCUGCGGUACGUGCGAUGCCAGCUCGUGCGACCCGCUUCCGACCGACGGCUGCGCUUUCGGCACCAUGCUCGACCCCUGCGGCUGCUGCGAGAUCUGCGCCGCCGGCCUGGGCGAGCUGUGCGGGGGACGCGGACUGUCCGCGCGGAAAUGCGCCUCCGGAAUGGAGUGCGUGAAAGACGCGGACGAUCCGAAGAGCAAGUUCGGCAUUUGCGUCUGCAAGAGCAAUUACGAGGUGUGCGGCAGCGACGGGGUCACUUACAAAACGGGCUGUGAUCUGAAAGCCGCGAGCCUGAAAGCGACCGGCCAGGAAAAGCCGGAGAUUACGGUCCAGAAUAAAGGAAAGUGCGCCCAAGCCCCGAUCAUCGUGACACCCCCUAAAGACAUCUGGAAUGUGACUGGAUCCCAGGUGUUCCUGAGCUGCGAGGCCAUCGGAAUCCCCACCCCCAUCCUCACCUGGAAGAAGAUCUCUGAUGGAAAGGGGAAGGCCGCACUGCUUCCAGGGGACAGAGACAACCUGGCAGUCCAAACACGCGGGGGCCCUGAAAAACACGAGGUCACAGGAUGGGUACUGAUCUCCCCCCUGACUGAGGGGGAGGCGGGGACGUACGAGUGCCACGCCAUCAACUCCAAGGGGGAGGCCUCGGCCAUGGGCAGCAUCAACGUGGUGAAGUCCCUGGAUGACAUCCCCACUGCCAAAGCUGAGGAGGAUGAGGAGCUGUGAGAGGUGACCCACAGAAGGUCCGAUUUGGGGAGGCCCCCGCAGGACUGGGAUCAGCACCCCGCAACCCCAACCCCCCCCCACC